AUGGUCCAUUCCUUGUACAGUGCAUUGAAGAAUGACUUAGCCCGUUAUAACGAGAUGAACCUCGACAACGACUUUGAAGAAGAAACCGGAUGGAAGCUCAUUCAUGGAGAUGUUUUCCGUUCACCUGAAAGGGCCAUGCUUCUAUCUGUGUUCGUUGGGUCUGGUGCUCAACUUGCCUUAAUGACUACCACAACAAUCUUAUUCGCUUGCUUAGGGUUCUUGUCGCCAAGCUCUAGAGGAUCUUUGACUACUGUUAUGUUCUUAUUGUAUGCUAUUUUCGGUUCGUUUGGUUCGUUUACUUCCAUGGCCACUUAUAAGUUCUUCAACGGGAAAAACUGGAGAACCAACUUGGUCUUGACUCCAAUCUUGAUCCCUGGUUCGAUCUUAGCUGUCGUUGUUGCUUUGAACUUCUUCCUAAUAUUUGUUCACUCUUCUGGUGCCAUUCCAUUCAAGACUAUGAUCGUUAUUGUUUUCUUAUGGUUCAUAGUUUCUAUUCCUCUAUCUGCUAUUGGAUCUCUCAUGGCAUGGAAAAAGUGUAACUGGGAUCAACAUCCUGCUAAAACCAACCAGAUUGCAAGACAAAUUCCAUUCCAACCAUGGUAUUUGAAGACUCUUCCUGCAUCUUUGAUUGCGGGAAUCUUCCCAUUCGGCUCCAUUGCUGUUGAAUUGUACUUCAUUUACUCCUCGUUGUGGUUUAAUAAGAUUUACUACAUGUUUGGCUUCUUAUUCUUCUCCUUCCUAUUGCUCAUCUUAACAACUUCUUUGAUCACAAUUCUACUAACAUACUACUCAUUGUGCUUAGAAAACUGGAAGUGGCAAUGGAGAAGUUUCAUUAUCGGUGGUUGUGGUUGCGCAUUCUAUGUGUUCUGCCAUUCUAUCCUCUUCACAAAAUUCAGAUUGGGUGGACUAACUACGGUGGUUCUAUAUCUAGGAUACUCUUCUUUGAUCAGUGGAUUAUGUUGCUUAAUGACAGGUGCCAUUGGAUUUUUGAGCAGUUUACUUCUAGUGAAGAAGAUAUACUCAUGCAUUAAAGUCGAUUAA
Messenger RNA from Kluyveromyces marxianus DMKU3-1042, 1041 nucleotides. RefSeq names its product Emp70p (gene EMP70). The record is from RefSeq and is a predicted model, not a curated record. Bases 1 to 1041 code for a protein of 346 amino acids. Gene Ontology annotation, cellular component: fungal-type vacuole membrane; endosome. Gene Ontology annotation, biological process: protein localization to membrane; vacuolar transport. The transcript has a single exon. NCBI's taxonomy places the organism in Eukaryota, Fungi, Ascomycota, Saccharomycetes, Saccharomycetales, Saccharomycetaceae.